AUGCACUUUUCUGAUGAGGAAGCUGCCCUUCUCAAGGCAUGGAUCGUGAAACGCCUCGAGAACACAUCCGAUGCCGACCCCGAUGUUCUAGCAGACUAUGUCCUUGCGCUGCUGCGCCAUGACGGUAGCCCCGAGGAGGUUCGAAAGCUUUGUGAAGAGGAGAUUCCCGAUUUCCUCAAGGAAGAGUCAACCGUGUUCCUCGACGACGUAUUUGCAGCCAUCGCAUACAAGUCCUUCCUUCCAGGUGCUCCCCCGGCCCCCAAGUUACCACAGGCUCAGGCACAACCACCACCACCACUUCCUCAGAUCCCAGCCUCGGCGUACUAUGCCGCCGCUCCACCUCCGGCCGCACCAGCCUUCGCCGCCCCUCGCGACAACCCGUCGCGCAAACGAUCAUAUCGCGAUUUUGACGACCCGAAUUCGCAGCCGAAUGGCGAGCACACGUACGAUGGAGGGAGGGGCAAGCAAGCACGACGCCAUAAUGGCUACCCAAGCGCAAAUUCUGGCAUGCCGGGCGCCGAAGCGCAGGGGAGUGGUUUUAACUACGACCCAAUGGCCAUGCUCGACUCGAUGCAAGCCUUCGUGGCGCAGCAGCAGCAAGCGCUAGCCGCCGGCGGGAUGGCGCCGAGAUUCCAAAGGUCAGGAAGGGGCCAAGGAUCGAAACGGGGACGAUGCAGGGACUACGAUGCGCAAGGUUACUGUACAAGAGGUAACACAUGCAAGUUCGAACAUGGUCCUCCGACAGGCUUUGACCUGGUGCCGCCACCAGCGGGUCAGUUUGAUGGGUAUGAUCCUACAAAUGCGGCAUUGCUGCUACCUCAAGGUAAUGGUCAGGAAAUGAUGCCAAUGAACCUUCCCCCGCUGCCAGGGUUCCCCUUCAAUGGCAGACAACCCCAGUUUCCUCUGGACAAUCGCCAGGCAAAAGGGCCCAAAGGCAAAGGUGGAAGGCGCUCACAGCUGUCGGCUGAGGGUCCUGUCCAUGACAAGAGCCGAUCCACCAUAGUGGUUGAGAACAUUCCAGAGGAGAACUUCACCGAGGAGGAUGUCAGGGGUUUCUUUUCCCAGUUCGGAAAGAUCGUUUCAGUUUCCAUGCAGCCUUACAAAAGGUUGGCAGUGGUGGAAUACGAGACCUGGGCAUCGGCAAACGCGGCAUAUAGGUCACCAAAGGUGAUCUUUGAUAAUCGCUUUGUCAGGGUGUUUUGGCGCAAGGAGGACGAUGAUGAACAGCUGGGAAAACCAGCGGGAACCAACGGCAAUGCCGGCGGAGGCAACAUCGAAGCCGCGCAUGCAACAAACGGUGGUAAACCCGGCACAGGCGAAGAACAUCAUGCUGCGGAGCCUGAGGUGGACAUGGAGGAGUUUGCGCGCAGGCAGGAGGAGGCCCAAAAGGUCUUUGAAGAAAAGAAACGGAAGAGGCAAGAAUUGGAUCGCCAGCGCCAGGAUUUGGAGCAGCAGCAAAAGGAGCUUGACGAGGAGCGUAAGAAGCUCAGGGCCAAGCUUGUCGCUCGGGGGGCUGGCGAGUCACAUAACCGAGGCUCGUCACCUGAUGUCACUUUCUCCACGGAUACUGGGUCGUCUUCCAAGCCCGAGAGUGAAGAGACGAGGGCUCUACGUGCAACCUUGGCAGCAUUGGAGGAGGAGGCAAGGUCCAUGGGUCUCAAUCCAGAAGAGUCGGGAGAAACGUCGUCCUGGCCUCCUGCAUAUCGCGGUCGCGGUGGAUACAGGGGCCGUGGGCGUGGAGGAUAUCCUUUCGCACCGCACUACAGCACAUAUCCGCCCAGAGCUGGGUUCCGUGGAGGAUACCGAGGUCGGGGGAGGGGCAACCACCAUGCUGCCUACGCCAUGUAUUCAUUGGAUCAUCGACCCAAGCGAAUUGCCGUGUCUGGCGUUGAUUUCUCGACGGCGGACAAGGAUGAGGCCCUCCGGCAGUACCUUCUCGGCGUCGGUGAGUUCAAGGAAAUCCAGGUACAGGACAGCGGCGCGGUGCACAUUUCAUUCAGCGACCGGAAAACGGCAGAGACCUUCUACUACGGACUGGCCAGCGGCAAGGGCAUACCCGGGAUCGAGGCGCCAAUAGAGCUGGCAUGGGUUCCAAACUCGGCCGCCGAGACGGCAGCAAGCAGCUCGAAACCGAGCCCUGGGCAACAGGGCCCCGAGGGCAGAGAUGCGGCAGACGGUAACGACGAUGUCAUGAACGACGGCACCCGGGAUCACGGCUCCCCGCGAGACAGCAAUGGAGAUGAUGAUGAGAAUAUGGACUACGAAGCGGCUGACGAUGAGGGGAACUGGGACGUCGCCUAA
Pyricularia pennisetigena is the source of this 2301-nucleotide messenger RNA. RefSeq lists its product as uncharacterized. The record is from RefSeq and is a predicted model, not a curated record. Gene Ontology annotation, molecular function: metal ion binding; RNA binding. NCBI's taxonomy places the organism in Eukaryota, Fungi, Ascomycota, Sordariomycetes, Magnaporthales, Pyriculariaceae. Gene Ontology annotation, cellular component: nucleus. The coding region runs from base 1 to 2301 and encodes 766 amino acids. Gene Ontology annotation, biological process: mRNA processing. The transcript has 5 exons.